AACCUGGACAUUGAGCGCCCAACCUACACCAACCUUAACCGCUUGAUUAGUCAGAUUGUAUCAUCAAUCACUGCAUCACUUCGUUUUGAUGGUGCCCUCAAUGUAGACCUUACAGAAUUCCAGACGAACUUGGUGCCCUACCCCCGUAUCCAUUUUCCCUUGGCCACCUAUGCCCCGGUAAUCUCUGCGGAGAAGGCCUACCAUGAGCAGCUCUCGGUCUCUGAGAUAACGAACGCCUGCUUUGAGCCAGCCAACCAGAUGGUGAAGUGUGACCCGCGUCACGGUAAAUACAUGGCUUGCUGCCUCUUGUACCGUGGUGAUGUAGUGCCCAAGGAUGUCAAUGCUGCUAUUGCUGCAAUCAAGACCAAACGUAGUAUCCAGUUUGUGGACUGGUGCCCAACUGGUUUUAAAGUUGGCAUCAACUACCAGCCUCCCACUGCAGUCCCUGGUGGUGACCUGGCCAAAGUGCAGCGCGCAGUCUGCAUGUUGAGUAACACCACCGCCAUUGCGGAGGCCUGGGCCCGGCUGGACCACAAGUUUGACUUGAUGUAUGCCAAGCGUGCCUUUGUCCACUGGUACGUGGGUGAGGGGAUGGAGGAAGGAGAGUUCUCUGAAGCCCGGGAGGACAUGGCAGCUCUUGAGAAGGAUUAUGAAGAAGUGGGAUUGGACUCCUAUGAGGGUGAGGAAGACGAGGGAGAAGAGUAUUAA
Molecule: messenger RNA, 708 nt
Organism: Ailuropoda melanoleuca (giant panda)
Lineage: Eukaryota; Metazoa; Chordata; Mammalia; Carnivora; Ursidae
Product: tubulin alpha chain-like
Exons: 1
Biological process (GO): microtubule-based process
Cellular component (GO): microtubule
Molecular function (GO): structural constituent of cytoskeleton; GTP binding
Source: RefSeq, a predicted model, not a curated record